Messenger RNA from Podarcis lilfordi (Lilford's wall lizard), 9111 nucleotides. The record is from the annotation of a GenBank genome assembly. Lineage: Eukaryota; Metazoa; Chordata; Lepidosauria; Squamata; Lacertidae.
GCGCGGAACCUUUGUUUAUCACUCCUCCUUUUCCCCUCCGGAUUAAAAUAAGAGCGUACAGCGGAGCGGCCAAAGUUGCCUGGGCGGCGCCAAGCCCUAAAGCUACGCUGCUUGUACCAUAGAAGGAAGAAAUGUAGAGAAGCUCAUCCUGUUGUCCGCAGAGGAACCUUCUAGGUUUGUUUCUGGGUUUUUCGGAGUGUCCAUUGGGAACUGCCCGUAGAAGUCAACGGAGAAUCAUAGAAUAGAACUUUAGAGUUGGAAGGGAUCCAGGCGGUCAUCUAGUCCGAUCCCUGCAAUGCAGGAAUCAUGCCCAAAGCCUAAGCCCCAAUGAAUCAACCCUGGGACAAAAGGAAGCAGCAAAGAGUGGAAUUGUUUCUAAUUUGGGGUUUAUGUUGUCUGAAAAAUGUUGAUUUGAAAAAGGGCCCCCUUUCUCUUUGUCACCUAAAUGCAGUGCUCUCUUGUAUGCAGAAACCUCGUGCUCUGUUGACCUCCAUGGACACACAUUGCAAUUUUAAAUGCCACAAGAAAAAGAAUGCAAAAUAAAUAAAAUGAAGUGUAGGUUCAUUUCCCACACCAAACAAGGCCUGAGUUUGCUGUGUGAGGUGGCACAGAGGCACACUGGUCACUCCAUACAAUCAGAGGUUUCCCCAAUAAAUUCAGUUGGCAGCUCUGACAGCCACCAUGGAGAGGUGGGCAAAGGAGACCUGACUGAACCAGAAGUCAGUUAGACUGUUUUAAUGAGUGGAGUGAUUACGGCUAUGGCUAUCUGGGGUUUGUUGUUUUUUAGCCGAUGUUCAGACUUUGUGCAUCACUCUAACCUUUUUACUAUCUCUGUGACAGAGAGUCAAGGUGCGUUGUUGAAAAAAGUCCGUGUUGCAGUUGCUCGGGAGGUGAGAGACGCAUUUGUGCUUGCUCUGAAUGCUUCUUAAUUCUCCUUCUGUCCUGGCCCCCUCUGUGUCUCUGUUUAUUUCUUCCCCAACUUAUUUAGGGGCAGCGUAGAAGGGAUUGAUUAUGAUGGAAAGGAGCCCUCCUAUCUUAACAAUGCCGCCCUCUGUUCCUUUCCAGGCACAGCUCUGAGUUCUUGCCCCUCAACCACAUGCACAACCCUGCAAGCCCAUCCUAGCCAUAAAAUGCACGACUUCUGGGCUGAGGCAGUUUAUUCAAAUUGCCCCUCAUUUCCCCACCAAGCCUCUUAGAAGUAGAGGAGCUUCACACACUCCUGCAGAAAACACCAGUAUAGGGGAGUACUCUCAUUCAGUACUAUAACUAGGGCCAGCUUGAGAUAUUUUGCUGCCUGAGGCAAUAGGACAAGGUGCACUCUGCCCUCUUCAUGUACAGAAGUACAUGAAGUACCUACUGGACUGGUAGUUGAAUCUUAUUUCAGUACUGGCAGGGCCAGCUCUAUCAUUAGGCAAAAUGAGGUGGCUGCCUCAGGCAGCAGAUGCUGAAGGGGCAGCAUAGGCAGUCUCUCUCUCCCUCCAGCAGCUCUUCCUCCUAAGCUCUCCUGUCAAUACUGCUCCUUUGGAGGACUUAACAACUGUAUGUGUACUGACCGCAUGGUCUGUCCUAGUCUCACUAAACUAUCCUGCUGCCUCAGGUGUAGUGGUGGAAGUUACUGUGUCAACAGUGUCAGAGUAAGAAUCAACUGCUUUGGGGGCCAAUUGAAUAUUUGAAUUCAGAUAUCUGAACAUCCCUGGUCUAACACUACAAUCCAGGGUAGCCAUUGUGGUGCCCUCCACAUCUUGCCACACUACAGCUCCCCUCAUCCUUGACCAUUGACCAGACUGGCUGGGUCUAAUGGGAGUAGUAGUCCAACAACAUCUGGAGGUCAUCACAUUGGCUGCCCUUGCUCUCAUCACUGUAUCAGUCUCUCUGUAAGUCAGUAGUUACCUGAUAUUACUUUAGAAAUGUUUUGAUUUCAGAUGUACACUUCAGUUGUUGGGUUUGUUUUUUUAGAAGUGCCCUUAAUUUGUGAAUGUAGCAAACAUGGUGUCAUGGAAGUACACUCACCAAUUGGAUCAGAAUUGGAUCAGUUUUUUCCUUGAUAACAAACCCAUGUUUGCUUCCUAAAUACUGUGUGAAAUGGUCCAUAUAUUCUGACAUUUUGCUGUCUUUUUUUAGAAAAAGAACAAAAGUUGCAUCAUGUCGUACAGCCAGAAGCAGUCCACAGUAGCCUUUGGUCAGGCAGUGAUUGGGCCUCCUGGCUCAGGAAAAACAACUUACUGUCUUGGCAUGCAGGAAUUUCUUUCUGCAAUUGGGCGCAAAGUAGCUGUGGUGAACCUGGACCCAGCCAAUGAGGGGAUUCCUUACCAGUGCGCUGUGGAUAUCUCAGAACUUAUCACCUUGGCUGAUGUAAUGGAGAACUUGAAACUGGGACCCAACGGUGGCUUGAUCUAUUGCAUGGAGUAUCUGGAGGCCAACUUGGACUGGCUGCAGGAGAAACUGGCCCAAUUUAAGGGGCAUUACUUCUUAUUUGACUGCCCGGGACAAGUGGAGCUUUGCACCCAUCAUAGUUCAUUGAGAAACAUCUUUGCUCAGCUUGCUAAGUGGAACUUCAGGGUAUGGUUGGUGUAGAUGAGGGAUGGUAGCCCUCCAAGCAUUUGUAUCUGGCCCUUGGGGCUCUCCCUGCACCGUACCCCCUCACCACCUCUUCUUCAAGCUUCUUUUACAGUUUUUGCUUGGCGGCAAUGUGCACUUGAAUUCUGAUAAUGUAUUUUGCAUGCCUGGAGAGGGAGAGGGUGGGUGAGAGUGUGUUGAAACUAGCCUAAUGCACCAAGGUAAAAGUCACGCUUGCUGCUUUGUCCACUUUUGCCCCUGGCAUGUGACCCAACCCCCACCCCCCAGAAGAGAAUGUGACUUUCAGGCUGAAAAAGUUAUCCUGCCCCUGGUGCAGAAAAAUAAAACAAUGUUAGAAUUUUGCAUGGAAAAUGGGUACUGGGAGUGAGAGCAUCCUUUGGUGCCAAAAUGCAAGCCAGAUUUGGCUCCAAUGCACAUUAGCUGUAUGUAGCAGAGUAGCCUUUUACAACUCAUUUUCCUGUGGCAAGCCAUUUGAGUGAAGUGGUUCAGGCAGUUCAAACUACACAAUUGCAAUUCCUUUAUUUCUGUGGAUUGUAUUGAUUGCUUAGAAUUGCCUGAGCUGGAAGGGGUGGUUUGUCAUCUGAAUAGCUUGGAUGCCUCCAUGCAGCUGUGUUUUUGACUGGCUACCAUGCUGUAAAGAUUCAUGUGUGAACUGGGCUUUAGGAUUAAGUGUCCUGGGCUCUUGUAUUCCCUAUUUCAGUUUUGAUGGCCAUUUACACCUUAUGAAGAUUUUUUAAAAAAAUCUACCACCCACCAUGUCUGGAUUUAGCUUCAGCUGGCUUAAUUGCAUCCAACCUCCUAUAGUGUUCAGAUUCCAGAGAAGUAUCAGGACUAAAGUAGCUGUAUCAGAUGAAAAUGAAAAGGUACAGCUCUCUGAUUUUAAUGUAAUGAUGGCACUUGGCUUUAAACCUCUUAAUAAUCUUACACAGAGACUGUAUAGGCAUUGAAUAGGUGGAGGCACAAGAUGGAACCUCUAUGUUAGGAAUGAGAUAACCCAUUCUAGCUGUUCUCUGAACACCACUAGGUUCAACAGACUGGUCACCUCACGGAAAACAAUAAUAAAUAUCAAGUAAUGAUCUCUGGUUGGUUAAGGUGCAGUUGCUUCUUUUUUUGCUGCUGUCUAACUGUAGACUAAAGACCAUUAUUGGAUAACCUCCCCCCACCCUACCCUGCUGUUUGGUAAACUGGAUGGAGCGUGGUUUACAUGGGGAAGGGCUUUGCUUCAGUGUAGAGCAUCUGUUUUGCAUGCCAAUGGUUGCAGGUUCAAUCCCUGGCUUCUCCGGUAGGAUCAUGUUCCUGCAAGAUUCUGGGGUGGGGGGCUUCAAUGCAGCUGGUUUAUGGGCUUUUAGAGGGGAAACAGGGCUAUUUCUUUACUUACUCUGUAAGCAACCCAACUUCCACUACAACGGUUUUCCUAAACCAGUACUACUGUCACUAUGUAAUAUUACUUAUAUUUAUCAGUUGCAUCAGACAAUGAGACUUUGGAAGCUUUGGCCCUCCAUAUGUUGUUGGACUACAAAUCCUAUCAGCCUCAGCCAGCAUGGUCAAUAAUCAGGGAUGUUGAGAGUUGUAGUUCAGCAACUUCUGGAAGGCCACAUGAACCCCAUCCCUGCCCUAAGUGUUUACUUGUCUCCAGUAAUUUGUCAGGAUGUCCCAGACGUGACACAAAAUUGAUUCUCAUCCUUCUCUUGUUUCUUCUUUGCACAGCUGGCGGCUGUCCAUUUAGUGGAUUCUCAUUACUGUACGGACCCUGGCAAGUUCAUCUCCAUUCUCUGCACUUCCCUCUCCACCAUGUUGCACGUAGAACUACCCCACAUCAACGUCCUCUCCAAAAUGGACCUAAUCGAGCAGUAUGGGAAACUGGGUGAGAGCCAUCAGUAGGGGGUCCUUGAAUGAAUGGCCACGGGGAAGAUGGAUGUAACCUUUUUCUAAGUGACAGUGAGAAGUUGUGGAUAAUCAGAUCCUGUAGCCUGAGAGAGACCAUAAUUCAGUGUUAGAGCACCUGCCCUGCAUGCUUGGUUACUACCUUUCCAGUGAAAAGAAACGGAGACAGCAGGUUCUGGAAAAGACAAUUGCCCUCUAACCUAGAGCAAGGGAGGGGAACUUUUUUUCAGCUUGAGAGCCACAUACCCUUCUAAGCAAGCUUCCAGGAGCCACAUACUAGUGGUGGUUGGGCAAGAAUCACAAGUGAGCAGAGCAAAGAACGUCAAUUCUAUCUUUGCACCAUAGGAUUGUUUCUGCACAUACUUAAAUACACACCCCAUCCUCCAUCCAGGUAAGCAAGAAGCAUUGUCAGUUCAAGGGCCAAUUCUAGUUAGGCAAAAACACACAAGGAGAGUGCAAAGCAAGGCUCUUGAGUGGUGUGACUUUGGAGAGAAUGUGGCCUGGGAGAUCCCCAAGGGCUCGAUAAGGAGACCUGGAGAACCUCAUUUGAUCCCCAUACCUGACAUUCCCCAUGCUUGCCCUAGAGAGAAGCUCCAGUUAGAGAAGACAGCUGUGGGCUAGCCCAGGAGUGCCAAACCUUUGACCCUCCAGAUAUUGCUGAAUUACAACUCCCAUCAGUCCUGGCCAUUGGUCAUGCUUGCUGAGGCUGAUGGGAGCUGUAGUUUAGCAGUGACUGGGGGGCUAAAUGUUCCCCACUGUUGGGCUAGAUUCUAGUCACUACAUUAGAGAAGAGAAACCCGAGACUUUCCAGGUGCUGCUGACUACAGCUCCCAUCACCCUUGAUCAUUGGGUAUACAAUCUGGGGCUGGUGGGAGUUGGGAGUCCAGCAAUCUCUGCAGGAUCCCAGGUUCUAAAGGUAGCUCUUUAUAUGUUUAGGAAGCCACUUUCAAAACUUGAGUUUUGGCAUUAACAGGAGACUGGGAUCUCCAGUGGAUUUGCCAACUCUUUAAUGGCCUUUAAUAUAUGCAUAGUAUAUCUAUUUUAGAUUGUAAGCCUAUGGGUAGGGAGUGAUGUGAUUUGGCUUUAUCUGCACCUUUUGUUCCUGAAUUUGCUAGAGACUUGUCUUUUUUUGUCUUGCAGCCUUCAAUCUCGAUUAUUACACAGAGGUUCUUGAUUUGUCCUAUCUAGUGGAUCACCUGGCUACAGAUCCUUUCUUCAAGAACUACCAACACUUGAACAAGAAGCUUGUGGAAGUGAUUGAAGACUACAGCUUGGUUUCCUUUGUUCCUCUCAAUGUCCAGGUAGCCAAGCCAAAUCAGCAGGAAAGUAAUAAUUGACAUUUGGGGAGCAGGCAGCCAUUCAGUUUAGGUUCUGUUUGGACUAUUUCCUUUUCCUGCUGGAAAAUGUAAACAGCGUCUUUCAGGAUCUGGAUUUUAUAGGCUUUUCCAUUUCAGAUAUUGGCUGUAAUUUGUUGCUAUAGCAUUAAAUAAUAAUGUGUUUCAUUAAAUUACAUGAAAUAAAUGGCUAAUAUAGUUUAGUGGCUAAGACACUGGACUGGGAAGCCAGGAGUCCUCCAAUUCAAAUCCUGCCUUUGCCAUGAGCUCACUUGGUAGAUCUAAGCAAGCUUCUGUCUUUCAGACUCAGGAUUUUGGUAAAGCAGGAGUGGGAAACCUGUGGCCUUCCAGAUGUUGUUGGCCUCUAAUUCCUAUUAACCUCAGCCAGCAUGGCCAAUGGUCAGGGAUGGUGGAAGUUGUUGUUCGCCAACAUCUAGAGGGAUAUGGGUUCCCCACUUCCACUAUAAAAAGUAUUGAGAUAAUGUUUGUAAUCGCCUUCAAAUAGUGGCCACAAUCCUGUGCUCAGUUACCUGGAAGGAAAGCCCUCUUUCACUCAGUGAAGCUUGCACCUGAGUAUCUGAUUGUGCUCUAAAGCACUAUUUAAUAAUGCUAAGCAUUGCUAUAUGCUAACUUUAAAAUAGGAAGUUUGCUUAAAUUAUGUUCCAGAAAGUAAAGAAACAGAUGGUAAUUUGGCAAUGCGUUUACAUAUACUAGCCAGAUUGGAGAGUGAUGCUGAAAGGAUCAAAGAGAAUUAGAAAUAUAGAAAGAAGCUGGACUGCUUUUAUUUGUCACUAGGAAAGUAAAACUCCCACAUGUAUUAAUAUGCUAUAUAAAUGAAUAUGUGUAUUUACGCUCAAUUAUUCUGAGAAGAAAACAUCUGUUAAUACAGGAGCUAGGGCAUGGAACUAACAGGCAAAAGAUUUAAAAAUACAUAUAAGGAAGCACCAUGUGACGAGCAAGAAUCAUGGAAGUUUGAUGGGGAAUCCAGCUAAACUGGAAGUGAACAAAAAAAAGUGCUGAAAGGGAAGGGAAUAUUGAAAGAUGAUCUUUGGAUUGCAGUCUGCCUCUAAGCCAGCUCACAUGUGCUUCUUUCAUCACCUGAUGAUUGCCGUACCAAGUAGCAAUGUGCAUGUGUGAAUGAGCUACUACAAUUCAAAAUCCACAGCUAGAACUUCUGUAUCUCAUCAGACCCAAACCAGGUGGAGUCCCAAGUGAUGAGAAAUCACAAGUGGUGAGAAAUCAAGUGAUGGUACAUGCCAUGUGUUAACUGGACCAGUGAGUAGCAUCAUGGAACAUGAAAGAGAAAUUAAUUUUGGCCCUUAACGUGUCCAUUUUCCAAGGAUAAGGAGAGCAUGCAGCGUGUGAUGCAGGCGGUGGACAAAGCCAAUGGCUACUGCUUUGGAGACGCAGAGCACAGAAGCCUUCAAGCCCUGAUGUCUGCAGCAGUGGGAGCCGAUUUCCACUUCACAUCGUAUCCUUUUUUAUUGUGUUCCCCUUCCCUGCUGCAAGACUGAGUCUUAUUUAUGCAUCGCAAGGAAUAAUCAUCUAAGGGAAAUCUGCAUGCCCAUAACUAUACUGCAGUUUUGAGGGUCACUUUACACUACCAUUGGCACUGGUGAUCAGAUGGAAGUUUUACUUAUUUAUUUUAUUCAUUUAACAGAUUUAUAGUCCACCUCAUAGUAUAAAGCUGUUGAAGCACUGCACAGUAUAAACUUAUGAAUCAAACCUGUACAGUGUGCAUGAAUAAGCCUGUUUCUACAAUUCCAGCCCAGUUUCAAAGGUGUGUUGUGAUUGUGGAAAUAAGCUAUAUUUGUGUCAAUAUCGAUAGCAUUUAUUUUUAUUUUAUUGAAGUAUUUAUAAUCGACACUUUCAUACAAUCUAAUCAAGGCAGUAUACAGUAUGCAAGAUUAUAAUAAAAUCAGUGAAAGCAACAUCAUUUGAAACUUCACUAUAACAUCAGCAAAUACUGGUUGGUGAAAAAGAAAAAAAUUCAUAUUGGAAAGGCCUGUUUAAGCAAAGCAGGACCUGUAUUCAGAAGGCAGCUGAAUACAGGUAUGGACGAUUCCUGAUGAACCUCUACUGGCAGGGAGUUCCACAGGCAGGUCCUGCCACACUAAAGGCCCAGUCCCUAAGUAGAGGCCAACCGAAACUCAGAGGCAUGAGGAGCCACCAGAAGUGCCCCAUUGAAGGAUCUCAAUGACUGAAGUAGAGAGUAAGGAAUCAGGCAGUCCUUAAGGGCAUUUGGACCCACGUUUUUAGGGCUUUGUGAGUUAAUACAUGUAGAACCAUGUAGGUGAUACUAAGCUAAUAUACAGGAGCACCAAGAUACACCCACCUGCAUCCUGCAUGUGAGAUUGCCAGCAUGGAUGCAAUCCAUAAGCUGUGGUUUAUUACUCCAUAUUCUGCAUGUCCGGUCAGAUAUUAGGCUUUACGAGUAAGUUUCUAACCCUUAGGGCAGUAAGCAGAGCAAAAGCCCAAAGAUGAUGUAAUACUGACUCUCUUUCUCGGAGCUUUUGAAAACAAUUUCUUAUGAGCUGUGGGCAAACUUUUUACCACUCUUUGAUUAAAAUCUGAGCACCUCUGGGGUCUGGAUAAAAUUGUUUUGUGGGCUGGACGUAGCCUGAGGGCUGCCGGGUAGCCACCUCUGAUCGAGACAAAUUGCUUCUCCCACUCUUGUUCCGUGUAGCUCAAAUUCCUUUUUGUAUUGUUUGCUGCUUCCGAUACUGUAACUUUUGGGUGGAAUGUCCUCACAUUAAUUGCACUGUCAGCUAGCAGUCAAACAGAGAUCUGUGCUCCUUUCUUUCUCUCACACACACACUCUAAGCAUCAGCCACCACUUGCUGUUUAUUUCCCCUUAACUCACAUACAACCAGCACAUUAGCAGUCCAGGAGAAGUAUGUGCAGCCACAGGAGAAAACUGUGGAGCAGGAAACCAUGGACGUGUAGCAUGCCUGCUGCAGCUGUAAACAGGUGGACAGCUCCUCCCAUCCAAGUUGGCUUCCCAUCUUUUAUUAACCUGAAGCUGAAGAAGUACCCCGCAAGAUAUGGGCUACCAAGAUGCAGCUUGGGCCUUUAGGUUCCUCCCACAAAAUAACUUUCUUUCUGGUGUACUUGGGGGCCUCUGUGCUUGAGACAAAGAGGGGCCUCCCCACCAAAAAAACCAGUUAGCAGUGAGCUGCGGUAUGGGCAGCUGUGAGGCACAGAAGAUGACCGGUGAAAUGGCAAAAGUAAUAGAAGUCUGCUGCCUGAAGGAAGUUUGCACCAAAGAUUGUCUUUUUUUUAAUAAUAUAUUUAUUAAGAUUUUUUUUAAAAUAUU